GGAACUAACUCAGCAAACUUGCUCUGCACAUUCUGGAGAACUUGGUGGGUGCUUUGGAUGUUCUGGGGAACUCAUUCUGCUCUGCUAUAACCACAGCCUCUUAAAGUUUCACAAAUAAACAGAGGAUAAACUCCGGAGAAUUUUUAAGCUGGUGAGAGCCCUUGCAGUUUUAAUAUCUCCAGGACUGUGACAUGUGUUGACUGCAGAACUAACUACAAUGACCCUGGAAACAGCCUGAGAUUUCUUAUAAAUCACAAAGGAAAAUAAAUACCUUCAUCCAUGGAGGGAAAAAGACAUCUCGAGAAAAGGGACUUUGGAAAAAGGUUGUCUCUAGACAGCAGUCUUGUGGAAUAUAUGGAUUCAAAUAAAUAUAUUGAGCAUUUGCUGACACAACUAGAGGAACAGCAUCGGAAUCUCUGGAGGGAGAAGCUGGCUGUGGCUCGCCUGCAGCGGGAAGUUGCCCGAAGUAGAAGGGAAGGAGCAAUGCAUGAGAAGCUGAUACAUGAAUUGGAGGAAGAGAGAAACUUAAGAAUUCAAAGUGAAAAACGGUUACGGGAGGUGACAUUGGAGUCUGAGCGAAGCAGAGUUCAAAUGCGUGGCCUGCAACAGCAGUUUUCAAGGAUGGAAGAAACAGUAAGGAACCUAGUGCAGCGUCAAGGGCCUCCAGAGGGGAAGAAAGAAGAGACAGUGAAUAUAAUAGUCUAUCAGGAAAAACUGUCAGAGGAAGAAAGGAAGCACAAAGAAAAUUUGGAAGAUCUACACAUGGUGGUAGAUGAGGACUCAAGGAGUGAAAGCAGCAGUACAGAUGAGGGGAAAGAGAAGACCAAGUUUCUGUUAGAACGAUUGAAAGCUCUAGAGGCAGAGAAUUCAGCACUAGCUUUGGAAAAUGAAAAUCAGAGGGAACAGUAUGAAAGAUGUCUGGAUGAGGUGGCCAACCAGGUUGUUCAAGCUCUUCUCACUCAAAAGGACCUGAGGGAGGAGUGUGUAAAGUUGAAAACAAGAGUAUUUGAUUUGGAACAACAGAAUCGGACAUUAAGUGUGCUAUUUCAACAGAGAGUCAAACCAGCUUCAGAUCUACUCCUUCAGAAACUUCACUCACGCAUCUUGGACCUUUCAUCAGGGGAUUUGCUUUCAGAGGUAGAAAGAAACCAAAGUUUGAUGCGAUCACGAACAGAUGUUGACAUUCACGAAUGCCAGCUAAAUGCAAAAUCUGGAGUCCCUGUCCCAAAGUGCCCUGCCUUGAACAUGACUAGCUCUGGACGGCUGUGUCCCCGAAACAGCUGCAGCAGUAGUGAACUCUCUUUGUCUAGCACAUGUAGUGAAUACUCCAGCGGCUCCUCCUAUACUUGGAAUGAUGGGAAGACUCUCAGUAAAAGGUCAUCAAUUAACUGGGACAAAAGGAUUAGCAUUGCCUCAUCCCUCCCAAGUGACUUCGCUAGUCCUGCAGAUGAGCUACCUCCAACACGUAUUAAAGAAAGUCACAUUUUAGAGGGGCUAAGGAAGCUGCAGAAACGAAAAGUAUUGCUUGAACCACCUUCUGUAAUAACCAAAUGGGGUUAUAAAGAUUGUAUGAACUCAAAUGAAGGAAUCUAUUCCCCAGGGAUUAAAUGUGGCAGCCAUAAGGAGCAUCCUCAUUGUAUACCAACAGAAGCAGGAAACACAUGCAAAGAGCACACACAGGCGUUCACUUAUGACUCUGAUUCCCAUGAUGAUGCUGAUGAUGAAGCUUCCUCUUUAGCCUUGCUUCCUGAAAUCCCAAGCAAAGACCACAGGCUGCACUAUAACAAGUUAACUCACAGUGUUUCUGACAGUCUAUUUGGUUGGGAGUCUAGUGGGAAAAACUUUUCAGAAAACACUUCCUCUGCUAAUUUUAAGGAAAAACCUGAAAAAUUGACCAAUUUUGAUAGCAACUGCCUAUCAGAGGGAGAGCUAUGCCCAAACAUGCAGUUUCAACAAGGAAAAGACCUGCCUGCUCUAGGCCAUAUGGACCUUAAUCUACAGCUUUCUGAUACUGAUGAUUAUGAAACCCUUGAUGAAUUACAUAUAGAAAGCAGUGAUGAGAAAAAUCCUUCUGACUUGUUGGUAACUCCUGGUACUCAGACCUUUGACAUCCUGAUAGGGCACGGAAAAUCUCAACUUGUGUGUUCCAGUAAAGAGGAAAAACGAACGUCCAUUCCCUCAGAUAGCAGGCCAAAGACAUUUAGUUUCAUUAAACAGCAGAGGGUCAUCAAAAAGACUUCCUCUGAAGAAUGUAUUACUGUAAUAUUUGAUGCUGAGGAUGGGGAGCCUAUUGAAUUCAGCUCACAUCAGACUGGAGUUGUCACUGUUACUAGAAAUGAAAUUUCAAUCAACCAAGCUCCAACUGGGCCCAAUGCAGAAUACACUGAACUCUUACCUCAGGGAAUCACUAAUUUGCAGCUAGGAAUGAAUGCAAGAGACUAUACCAUUUUAAAGGCACCUGAUGAUGAAAGAGAGAAAAAAACUCACAAAGAGAUCAUUGGGACUGGAAAUGCAGGUGUUCUUGCGAUGCCCACAGAGUCUUUAAGCCCUGGAAGAUCAAUACUAGAAAAUACUCAGCGACAAAAGGAAGCCAAAUCUACACAUAACAUAACAUACCGAAGCAAUUCUGUGUCUUCCGUGUCCAUGGGUACGAGCCACAAACAAAAUCUGACUAAAAUACCGAGCAGGGGGAAAUCUUUGCCUCAGAAAUCAAAGGUAAUAGAUCCUGAUGACACAUCUGUAGUCUCACCUCCUGGCUCCAUGGCCCUAGAAAAAUCACCAGCCUUACCUCCUGUAAAACUCUCUAGGUUCCAAAAAGCCCAGAGCCCAGUACAUCAUUUGCAUCUACAACCUGACUCCCAUAUCCCCAAACAGCCAAAGCUGCUUCCUCAUAGCUUAAAAAAUCCUGUCAAGAGUGACUGGGUUAAGGGCUCUAAGAGUUCUCUAUUAUUGCCAAGACCUCUCAUCGAGCCCACUGACUAUGGGGAGCCUCCAACCAAGGAUAAACACUGUAACUUGGGACCAGAAGAAGUGGUCAAAUCACCUUCUCCCCCUCCCCCUCCAGGCAGGUCAGCUUCACUGCUGAUCAGGCCUAAUUAUGAACAUUCACCACCUUUAUCCAGCAAGCCAGGAACCAGUGUCCCUAGUGAAAUGGCAAAGACCACACUAAAGUCUUCCCCACUGAAAGCAUCUCCAAGUGCUGCCAUUUCUUCUAGUCAGGCUAUGCCUGAAGUCCUGGGGAAAAAAUCAAUCAUGGCACUCAAAAAGCCUGACUUCUCUCACCCCUCAUCUAAUGAAGAAAAAAUAGUCCAAAGUAGAUGUACAAGUCAACUGUCUUCUGGUACAUUUGCUAUGAUUGGUCCAGGCCCUCCGAAAGUUUCUCCUAAAAGAGGUUCUACAAAAGUCUCCAGUCACCAAGCUUCUGGAAAUAUUCAAGGUCUUUCUGACACAGGCUUACAGACUACCAAGAAUAUUCCCUUAGGCUGUGGACCACUAGAAAUGCCUUCCUCAAAAAGCUCAUCUCCGGGAAAGAGAGGACAGUACACUGACUGUCUUUCCAAAUCACCGAAGUCUCACCCCAUUAGUGGGAAUGAAUCAGUGUCCUCUCAGGUUAAUAGUCCCUCAUCAUCCCCAUCCUCUAAAAGUCAUGAGAUCACAAACAACAUCCAAGGUUCUCGUGACAAAGGACUGAAGACCCGUCUCCCUGUGGGCCUCAAAGUACUUGUAAAAUCCCCCCAACUGCUCAGGAAGAGUUCCACUGUUCCAGGAAAACAGGAAAAGGAGAGCAUAAAUGCGGCUUCCAAAAGCUGUGCCAUAGCAAUCAAGUCCAAGCCCGAAAAAUCCUUGGAUCUAACAAGAAUUGUCACCACAAGUGGUGAACUAAAUGUGUCAAUGGUGGAUUUAGAUGUGAAAAGCAGUUUUGCUUCAGGAUUUGCCACAGAGAGCACCCUUCCACAGUCACCUGAGAACUGCCACAUAGAGGCUAACAGGGGAGAUGUAUUAGAAAACAGAUUUAUGAAGAGGUCCACCUCUUCCAGCAAGCCACACUUAAAACCAGCUCUAGGAAUGAAUGGGGCUAAAGCUCGUAGUCAAAGUUUCAGUGUUCAUUCUGGAGAAAAGCCUUCCACUGCUGCCUCUGAAGGGCUUGGUAAAGUACGGACUCAAAUCAUUACCAAUACCACUGACAGAGGCAAUUCUCUCACACGCCAGAACUCUGCUACCGAUGGAUUCACAAACAAGACAGCUUCAGGGUCGAUCACAGAGAACCUUUCAAUAUCUGGUAAGCCAUUGGAAGAUUCCUAUUCUCGGCAAGAAUCUCAUGGAAGUACAAACAGCUCCAGCAGCCAUCAUGGCAGUCCAAGCAAAUUGCCUUUCAAGGUUUCUCCCAAAACAGAAGAGAUUCACAAUGUAUCCAGGGUUGAAACCCACAGGUCCCCCUCUCAGGGAGACUGCCCAACCAUACCUAUGCCUGAAGAACAAGGCAAUGGCCCUUACAGAUGCCUUCCAUCCCCAUCAUCACCCAGUCAUCUGUUAGACCAGGCAAAUUCCCUUCAAAGUCCAAGAAGGAUUCAAUGCCUAGGUCAUCUUGAAGUAAGCAGUACAUGCAAGCAAGAAAUCCCUGGGAAGUCAUCAGACACCUCUGAAAUGGGGGAUUUAAGCCAAGACGCCCCCGUCCCACCUACAAUAGAAGAAAAAGUCAUGCUCUGCAUUCAGGAAAACGUGGAAAAGGGCCAAGUGCAAACUAAGUCUCCCACUAUGGAGGCCAAACAAAAGAUGGGGCCCUCCAUUGCCAGCUGGUUUGGUUUUCGAAGGAGUAAACUCCCAGCUCUGAGUGGCAGAAAAAUGGACAUCUCCAAAAUCAAAGUGGAAAAGAAAGAUGCAAAGAGUUUGGGAUUUGGAAACAAACAGCAAAAAGUAGAGAAAAAGAAAGACAAAAGGAAACCUGAACUGCAAUGUGAGACACAAAAUGAAUUCAACAGGAGAACAGAAAUAGGAGAUGUUCCAGACAGUGUCUUAAAAAGCAAAAGGAAUAUGAGAACUCCACAAGACAUUCAUGUCCAAAUGAAGUUUGAACAGAAGAAUAGACUCAGUCCUGUCACGUGUUCGACAAAAGAUACCUUUAUGAAAGAACUUUUAAACAGAGUUGAUAAGAAAGCAGCACAGCAGACUGAAAGUGGAUCAAAUAAUGUUUCCUACCGGAGUGUGUCUAAGGGCAACUCUCAAGGCUCCACUCCUCCCGGCAACUCUAUCAGCACUCAAGGAAACCACAAAAAAAACAGCAAAACCAAAGUUGAUCUGGAAACACCAAAUGAAACCCUGCUAAAAGAGGCCACUGGGAGCCUUCAAGAGGAUGAAGAGGGCACCAUUAUGAAGAGUGGAGGACACUGUCCAUUUCAAAACCACAUAAUAGUGUUCUUUUUCAUUUUCCAAUGGGUCCUCCCAAGAUUCAUUAUAGGCUGUGGUAUCAGCGAUGGAUGAGUCCCUCCACUGGCCUACUG
Messenger RNA from Vombatus ursinus (common wombat), 5498 nucleotides. It is a transcript of the gene NCKAP5, whose product is annotated as NCK associated protein 5. Bases 280 to 5478 code for a protein of 1732 amino acids. The record is from RefSeq and is a predicted model, not a curated record. The transcript is spliced from 16 exons. Gene Ontology annotation, cellular component: microtubule plus-end. Lineage: Eukaryota; Metazoa; Chordata; Mammalia; Diprotodontia; Vombatidae. Gene Ontology annotation, biological process: microtubule bundle formation; microtubule depolymerization.